CGCCGGAGCAGCGACGACAGCAGGACGAAACCGCAGCAGCGAUCGACCAACUCCGGAUGGCCGCUUGUACGACACUGCAGCAGCGAGAGAUGGAUUAUGCUGUAAUACUCAGAAAAUGGCACUUUACACCGACGGAAAGCAACAGCAACCCGACGGACGCUGGGAAGACCAACGAGGACAUCGCCAUGAUGAUUUCACAGCUCAUCGCAACGUGCAAUCGGCAGCAGCAGGAGCUGCAGCGCUUGGCACGGGUGAUUGACAGCAACCGGGACCAGCAAGAUGGCACCAACUGCGGAUUUCAUACCUGCAUCGGGGACCUGGAGAACUUGGACGUUGCCACACCAGGCAGCGAACCUCGCACCUACCAUCCGUCAACACGACAGCUGGAGCAGCGGAUUGACCAUAUGGUUGCCGCAAUUGGCAACCUUGGCACGUUCGCGGAACCAGCAACGAUCAGUCAACAGAUUGCCUCGUUGACAAGCGGUCUCCGUACGCUGCAGCAGCAACCGUCAGGUAGCAGCGACCAGCAUCCAUACAAGAUGCCAAACAUCACCAUUGAGAAGUUCGACAACUACACCAAGCAAGACCCGCUCGCAUGGUGGCAAGGCUUUACCCGUUAAUUAAGUUUCCGCGAUGUCCCCGAACACCUUAAGUCGCGACACUCUACCUCAACACGACAGGUGCGUGUCAAAUCUGGUUCAACCACCUC
Molecule: messenger RNA, 709 nt
Organism: Chara braunii
Lineage: Eukaryota; Viridiplantae; Streptophyta; Charophyceae; Charales; Characeae
Source: the annotation of a GenBank genome assembly